CAGGCUCCUUCCUGGCGACUUGGUGCCCAGGACAGGAGCCGGGGAGAUAGGAAGAGCGGAGCCCGGGAGCCCGGGGCACGGGAUGGCCCCGCAGAGAUCUGUGAGGCUGUCCCUCAAGAAACCCACCUACGCUGUGUGUGUGGUGGGAGUUGAGACGUCUGUGGACGUUCACAGUGAUGUGCCCAAGGGGGCCGAGACCUUUGGCGUCUCUGGGAGCCCCGGAGUGGAGGUCUUUGUGGUCUACGACCCAGCUCGGGUGACGGGGCCCACAGGCAAGUCCCGCUGGCCCCUGGACGUCAGUGUGGAGGUGACCAUAUCUGUGGACGCGGCCAGUAAGGACUUAAAUGAUCUCAAGGUGAAGGUGUACUACUUCGGGCAGCAUCAGGAUGGGGCCCUAGGCCACAGCGUGCUCUAUCUCACCGGCGUCGACAUCUCCCUCGAUGUUGACACGCAUCGCACGGGCAAGGUGAAGAGGAGCCACGGCGACAAGAAAACCUGGCGCUGGGGCCCUGAGGGCUAUGGGGCUGUCCUGUUGGUGAACUGUGACCGGGACAGUAUCAUGUCCAGAGGGCCUGACCUUACCAACAGCCAGCUGGCAUCACUGGACGACCUACAGGACAUGUCCCCCAUGGUGCUGAGCUGUGAUGGCCCAGACAGGCUCUUCGACAACCACAAGCUCGUCCUGAAUGUGCCCUUCUCGGAUUCCAAACGAGUGGGGGUCUUCUGUGCUAGGGGCGGGCAUUCCCUCGAGCACUACAAGCAGGUGCUGGGGCCUCAGCGCCUGUCCUACGAAGUUGAGCGGCAGCAGGGAGAGCGGAAAAUCAGCUUCUUUGUGGAGGGACUCACCUUCCCUGAUGCUGAUUUCUUGGGGCUGGUCUCCCUUAGUGUCAGCCUGGUGGACACGGGGACCCUGCCUGAGGUGCCCCUCUUCACAGACACCGUGGCCUUCCGCAUGGCCCCCUGGAUCAUGACCCCCAACACCCAGCCCCCCCUGGAGCUGUAUGCGUGCAGUGUGGUAGACUCUCAUGGCCCAAAUAAGAAAUUUCUGGAAGACAUGUCGGACCUAGCGUUGAAAACCAACUGCAAGCUGAUCGUCUGCCCUCAGAUUGAAAAUCGAAAUGACCGCUGGAUCCAGGAUGAGAUGGAGUUUGGCUACACCGAGGCCCCUCACAAGUCCUUCCCAGUGGUCUUCGACUCUCCCCGAAACAGAGGUCUGAAGCAUUUCCCCUAUAAGCGGAUCCUGGGUCCUGACUUUGGAUAUGUAACCCGGGAGAUCCUGUUCGCUGGCGCCUCCAGCCUUGACUCUUUCGGCAACCUGGACGUCAGCCCCCCCGUGACAGUGGGCGGCAAGGAAUAUCCCCUGGGCCGGAUCCUCAUCGGCAGCAGCUUCCCCAAGUCCGGUGGGAGGCGGAUGGCCAAGGUGGUCCGGGACUUCCUGCAGGCCCAGCAGGUGCAGGCCCCCGUGGAGCUCUACUCUGAUUGGCUCUCCGUGGGCCACGUGGAUGAGUUCCUGAGCUUUGUGCCCACCUCUGACCGAAAGGGUUUCCGGCUACUCCUGGCGAGCCCUAGCGCUUGCCUCAGACUGUUCCAAGAGAAGAAAGAGGAGGGGUACGGGGAAGCUGCCCAGUUUGAUGGGUUAAGUCACCAGGUGAAUAGAAGCAUUAAUGAGAUGCUGGCCGACCGUCGACUCAGGAGCGACAGUCUCUAUGUACAGAAAUGCAUCGACUGGAACCGGGAGGUGCUGAAGCGGGAGCUGGGCCUGACCGAGCGGGACAUCAUCGACAUCCCCCAGCUCUUCUCCCUGAAGGGCUCCUAUGCAGAAGCCUUCUUCCCGGACAUGGUCAAUAUGGUGGUCUUGGGCAAGCACCUGGGCAUCCCCAAGCCCUUCGGACCCAUCAUCAACGGCCGCUGCUGCCUGGAGGAGAAGGUGCGCGCCCUGCUCGAGCCGCUGGGCCUGCACUGCACCUUCAUCGACGACUAUCUGUCCUACCACGAGCUGCUCGGGGAGAUCCACUGCGGCACCAACGUGCGCCGGCAGCCCUUCUCCUUCAAGUGGUGGCACAUGGUGCCCUGAGCCCGCCUCCGCCCGCCAUCCCCUCCGCCCACCUGCCAGGGAGCCACGCCAGGGUGAUGGCGAAGACCUUCCACCCAGCCUCUGGCCUCUGAGGGGAGCCCCUGGCGCUUCUUCCCGAGUGCCUGCAAACGUGCUGGCCACCGCGGGCCCGGGGAUCUGGGGAUACGACAGUGGACACCACACACACACACACCUCCCUCCAGAGGGGCCUCCCCGGCCCAGAGAGGACUGUCCUCAUUCCUCCCUCCCCCUUCCUGAUCUACCACUCCUAGAGGUUCUAGAAAAGAGCAAUGGCCUUAAUGGGUUCACGGCUGGCUGUGCCUGGCCACUCUAAGUAGCUCCCCCUCUGUUCUGCUGUUCCUCCCGUGUCGGCACCAGGAAGGGGUCCCAGAGGGCCUGGGCUCUGGGGUGGAGGCUUGGGCCGCAGGCAUCCGUGGUUCUUGUACAAGCAGGAGCAGGGGGGGAGGCACCUUCUCUACUAGCUGUCCUGGGACCUCCUGGGACCUCUCAGCCACGUUUAUAGAGACAAAUAAGGACAGGAAAACCCGGCAUCUGAGGGCUGCUUAAAAAGGAAAAGGCAACAGAACCCCUUUAAUACCUGACUCCGUCCUUAGAAGGGUGCUUGUUACCUGGUUAGAAAGCCUUUAAUUACGAGUGCUGGCUGCUUCCGGCCCCCAAACGCUGUGAGGCUGGAGAGAGGCCUCAGAGGGACACACAGAGGCAAGCUGGCGGGAGGCCAGGGUGGCAGAGGAGGCCGAUGCCUGAGGACGAGCCACGGGGCCUGGUCCCCACUUCGGAUUUUAGACUCUGGAUGCAAAACGGGGGGGGGGGGGGCUGACCGUUCCAGAUGUCACAGGGGGCAGGGGCCCGGAUGUUAAGAGAGGGUGGGGGGGCCAUUAGGUUAUCUCUGAAGGUGGGGUUUAAUUUCCUUUAAUUGUCUUUAAUUAUUCCCCUUGGUCCCGCAGGCAGUGGGAGGGAAGGCUCGCCCCGUCUCUCUUGGCAGCUCGGAGACCCUGCAUGUAGCCUGGGUUUCCGCUGUGGAGUCAACCCCAAAGCAAGCCUGUAUCCACCCCCAUCCCCCCCCAAAGAAGGCAAGAGAACUGCCAUGGGGGUGGGGGUUGGUUAAGAGGCCUGUCCCCGGUGAGGUCACCAGGACGUGCACAAGCAGGCAGGCUUGGCCAGUGCUGGGCAAGCGGUGGCCCCUGCCCCAGGCAGGCGCAGGCACAAGGGAGCCAGCCUGCCCCCUCCCCGCCAUUGCUAGGGACUCUCAGCCCCAGGCCUCCACCAGCGGGGUUUUCAGUGGCCCCUGCUAAGUCCAAGACCAGGCCAGCCAGCCACUGUUAUACUCUGAGCCAUAGAACACUUAGCAACCAGAAACUUCCAUGGAAACCGGACAUAUGAAGUGGAUGAAACAGAACUGCUCUGGUUUAGAUGUCAGGGGUGGUGUACCUGGGUUGUCCCCUUCCAAAAGAUUCUGGGGACCCCAUUUGGAAGCCCCUGGUUGAACCUUUGCACUUUCUGCUCAUAACCAUGACGCAGCCUACACUGAGCCAAGGAGAGAAGGGAAGCUCUUUGGGGGCCAAGGGCGUGCAGCCAGGGUUGAGAUUCCCCAGGGAAAGGCUGUGGGUGGAGGGGAAUGGGCAUUACGGAGGGAUCGGGAGGGUGGGGAGCAGGCCUUCUCAAGCUACCCUGAGCAUGGGCAGCUCUGGAAUUAAUGCUAGAGUUGUCCGAGGGCCCUGAUGACUCCCACUGAGGAUGUUCCGGGUGACCAAUCAUCUCCUACGUGAUUAAUAAAAAUGUCAAUAUGCAUUUCUUCAA
Mustela lutreola (European mink) is the source of this 3892-nucleotide messenger RNA. It is a transcript of the gene PADI1, whose product is annotated as peptidyl arginine deiminase 1. Gene Ontology annotation, cellular component: cytoplasm. The coding region runs from base 83 to 2074 and encodes 663 amino acids. NCBI's taxonomy places the organism in Eukaryota, Metazoa, Chordata, Mammalia, Carnivora, Mustelidae. The record is from RefSeq and is a predicted model, not a curated record. The transcript is spliced from 16 exons. Gene Ontology annotation, molecular function: calcium ion binding; protein-arginine deiminase activity.